AUGGCGGAAGAGAACGUCGCUGUUUCGGGAAGGAUGCUCACGAAGCCCCUCGUCCUGGUGACCCUCAUCUCUGCCUUUGGGUCAUCUGUCCAGUACGGUUACAACGCUUUUCUGGUCACCUACCCCGCCGAGCACAUACAAAGCUUCUUCAACGCGACCUACCGGUUCAGGAACGUGAUCAGCAUCGACCGCAACGUGCUGUGGUUCCAGUGGGGACUCACCGUCUCCUUCUUCCCGCUCGGAGGCCUUUGCGGGACUCUCAUGGUCGGGCCGGUGGUGGACAGCAUCGGCAGGAAAAAAACGCUUCUAGCCAAUAACCUGUUGGCCCUGAUCGCGGCUGCCCUUGUGGUUUCCUCCAAGCCAAUGCGUUCCCACGAAAUUCUGAUUUGUUCGCGCCUCUUUGUGGGAAUCUGUGCCGGGGUUGCCUUCAGCGUGGUCCCCAUGUACCUGGCCGAGAUUGCCCCCCAAAAUCUCCGCGGGGCUCUCUGCACGGUGGCUGACCUGUUCAUCACUUUCGGCAGCUUGAUGGCGGAAGUCAUAGGCUUCCAUGAAGUCCUUGGAAGUGAAGAAGGUUGGCCAGUCUUGCUCAGCCUCACCGGGCUCCCGGCGUUGGUGCAACUGCUGUUGCUCCCGUUCUUCCCUGAAAGUCCUCGAUAUCUCCUGAUUCAGAGGAAGCAGGAAGAAGAAGCCCGGAAGGCCUUCAAAAAGCUGAGGGGCUUGGAGGAUGUGGAACGCGAGAUGGAAGAACUCCGACAAGAGGGCCUCUUGGAGAAGGUGGAAAAAGAUAUGGACGUGCUCAAAAUUCUGCAUUAUCCCACCCUCCGAUGGCAUCUUGUGUCUGUCAUCAUCCUGAUGGGGGGUCAGCAGCUCUCUGGGAUCAACGCGGCCCAACAUUAUGCGAAGCAGAUCUACCUGUCCUCGGGGGUCAGCAGAAUGACCAUCUGGUACAUCAGCCUGGCGUUAUCUCUCUUCCUGAUGGUCAUCACCACGCUGGUGAUCAGCAUUGUUGAGUCUUCGGGACGACGGAUCCUGCUUCUCACCGGCUUCAGCAUUUGCAGCAUCUCCUGCAUCUUUCUGACGAUGUCCCUGGAGCUUCAGAAAAACAUCCCCGCCUUGUCGUAUCUGAGCGCGUCCUUUCUGACCAUCUUCCUGAUCGGAUAUGCUACCGGCCCCGGCCCGGUGCCCAGCGUGCUGGUGGCUGAGUUUUUCCUGCAGUCCUCUCGGUCCACGGCCUUCGUGAUCGCGGGUGGCACCCACUGGCUUUGCAAACUCCUCAUCACCGUAACGUAUCUCCACGUAGAAGCGGACCUGGAGCCCUACAGCUUCCUCCUCUUCUGGCCCUUCAGCAUCGCCACCGUCUUUUACGUCUUCAAGAUCAUCCCCGAAACUAAGGAUAGAAGCUUCUUGGAGACCAGGAAGCUGAUGUCCCUCCAUCAGGGCCAGCAGUCCUAA
This is a messenger RNA of Python bivittatus (Burmese python), 1452 nucleotides long. RefSeq names its product solute carrier family 2, facilitated glucose transporter member 5-like. Gene Ontology annotation, biological process: dehydroascorbic acid transport. Lineage: Eukaryota; Metazoa; Chordata; Lepidosauria; Squamata; Pythonidae. Gene Ontology annotation, molecular function: D-glucose transmembrane transporter activity. Gene Ontology annotation, cellular component: plasma membrane. The record is from RefSeq and is a predicted model, not a curated record.